Molecule: messenger RNA, 1993 nt
Organism: Polypterus senegalus (gray bichir)
Lineage: Eukaryota; Metazoa; Chordata; Cladistia; Polypteriformes; Polypteridae
Gene: cryba4
Product: crystallin, beta A4
Exons: 5
Coding region: 1358-1948 (196 amino acids)
Biological process (GO): lens development in camera-type eye; visual perception
Molecular function (GO): structural constituent of eye lens
Source: RefSeq, a predicted model, not a curated record
UUAAAAGCCAGAAGUCUGUAUGACCAUCAACAUUAAGUGACUCUGUGAGAACCCUAAGAAGCUUAGGCCCCCAAGUUACUUUUGUUUAAUAAAUCUGAAUGAAUCUGCCAAGAGAAGACCUCCCAACAUCCUACUGUACAUCAUUUGGGGACAUGGGCUGACAUACUAUGACUCUCACAUGACACCAGGUCACCUUAGGCUGCCACCGACAGCCUCUAAUUCUUCUCUGUUUAUUGCAGGGAGACACAUUUUGCCCAACUUACAAAUCCAAAAUCCUACAUCAGACACUACAUUGGUUUGAUUUGAUGGACACAGGGCAGAGAUGAUGAGGGCACAGCUAGAGGGGCAGGACUCGGAAGGAACUGAAUCGGUCACCCAAGAUACAUGAAGUGCUAUCAUGGGUGUUUCUAGUGAGUGGUAAGCAUGGUAUCUGCCCACCCAUGCACUACUAGUAGCUGAUGGAAGCCCAGGGUAAAAGUGAAAGAUCAAAAUUGGUGUGUUGGCACAUCUGCCCCUUUUCUAUAGGUUACAUACUGGUGGAGCAAAGUGAGCCUGGAUGCCCCUCCCAAGUGCUGAGUAGGCAGUUUGCUUACCCCCACCGCCCUCCUCCCCUCCCUAGGCCCCCUGUCCUGUUUGGGAUGGCUUCCCACAGAAGGCUUUAAAAGGGCAACAGCUCCUGGCAGCCGGCACUCUCUCACUCAUUGUAGGACGUGACCAGAGAAGCACAGUCGGGUGAGUUGGAGUUACUGUGGGAUGCCCCCACCUUUCUGUGUGUCCCUGUCCUUUGGGCUUGUUUUGGAGGCAGGGAGGAUGGGAUGGGCUUAGUCUUUGUCCACCACCAUUUUUUUUUGGACAUGAUGGUCACCUAAUAGCCCUUUAGGAGUUUUUCUUUUGCCAGGUCUGCAGCUCUUUGUGUACCAUCUACUUUUGUCAUUUUUAAACUUCCCCUGCUAUGGAGGGAUGUGGGUUGGUCUUUUUACAAUUUGUAAUAUAGUGACCUCAGACAGUUACUGGACUACACACCUUGGUCAUCCACUGCUCUGACAGUUCUUGUCAGGGCACUUUAGCUGAGCUGGUGUAGGAUUGGCACAUGAUUUUCUUCUUCUUGGUUCCCACAAGUUAAAAAGCUCUGUUGUCAUAAAUUACUUCAAUCUGGUAUGUUCACAUUCACGUAAAUUUCAACUGCUACAUUAACAUUUACCUCAGAUGAGUCGAGGAUUUCAUUUCUUCAUUUCUCCACCUAAUGGUUACACUGCUCAGCAUAUGCUGUAAAUGCAAUCAACUUAAAGUAUGAGGUUGAAGCUACAAAUACCACACAAUAUUUGUCAACUGCAUUUUGUUUUAAUUUCAGAAGAAAAUGACUCACCACUGCACAAAAUUCUCUGGCCACUGGAAGAUCAUCGUUUGGGACGAGGAAUGUUUCCAGGGUCGCAAGCACGAAUUCACUUCAGAAUGUUAUAACGUUAUGGACUUCGGCUUCGAGACGGUGCGCUCCUUCCGCGUGGAGAGCGGCGCGUGGGUGGGCUAUGAACACUCGGCUUUCCAGGGUCAACAGUUUGUUUUGGAGAGGGGCGAGUAUCCGCGCUGGGAGGCCUGGAGCGGCAGCAACGCCUACCACAUCGAGAGGAUGACCUCAUUCCGCCCCAUCGCCUGUGCGAAUCACCGCGAGUGCAGGAUGACCAUCUAUGAACGUGAGAACUACCUUGGACGCAAGGGGGAGCUCAGUGACGACUACCCGUCCCUGCAGGCCAUGGGUUGGUGCAACAAUGAGGUCGGCUCUUUGCGAGUGCAGUCCGGAGCGUGGGUGUGCUACCAGUAUCCCGGAUACCGCGGCUUCCAGUACAUUAUGGAGUGCGAUCGCCACUCAGGAGAGUACAAACACUGGCGGGAAUGGGGAUCUCACGCACAGACUUUCCAAGUGCAGUCCAUUCGACGCAUCCAGCAGUGACCUCUUUGCAUGUCCUGGGAGUGCCUGUGGGCGCCAAUAAAUACA